AUGCACAUACACGUUCCAGAGAAUACAUCCACAUCUGUUGUCACCAAGCAACCUCCAAGGGACAACGUGGGACCGCCGACCACCAUGAGAACAUCCUGCAACCGUUCCAGAUUAGGUACCAUGAUAGGGCUGGCCUUGAUCCUCACUCUGAUCCUAUCUCCACUCUUGUGGUAUCUCACUCAUCGUACAGUAUAUCAGAUGGUGAGACUCACAAGGGAACAGACUGAUCAGCGUGUGGCGAUGUAUGGCCCGACCAACAUAACGGAAGGAGAUUGUCCUGUGACACUCUCAUGUCUAGCCAGAAUUGAGACUGUUCGAUAUCUAAGAGUAGUAAAAGAUUCUCGCAACAUUGCUUAUGUUCUUAGAUACCCACCCGCCUUGACUACAAGCUUUCAGAACUACAGACGUACUGUACGUGGGGGGGAUUCUAGGGACAACCAUGAAAUUCACAUUGUAUUUUUCCCGGUUAGGAUGGCUGACUCAGGCAGAUAUGAUUGUGUUGUCACUACUAUUAAUGACUCCUUCAGAACUUCAUGGAAUAUGACAGUGAAACCUGCAUCCCCCAGGCCCAUUCCGACCCAGGCCCAGCCCCCGACGUACUGCCCCUCAGAGACGACCCUUGUACUAGGUAUAAUGUUCACCGUGGUAGUCUUCGUAAAUCCGAUACUAGUCGUAAUGGCCCUAUUGCUUGUGCCUGGUGCCAGAUGUAUCAGAAAUGUAGGUAGGAGGAGAGUUCGCUACACUGUCACCACAGCCGUGGCCAUUUGUUUGUGCAUUCUGUAUCUCCCACCUGUCCAUACCAUAAGUGAAAGGAAGGUCUUAACUGUCUCUAUCCAACUUGGGACUACAGUUACUUUCUCAUGUGGUCCUUUUGUGGCUUGGGGACACCCCAGUGGCAGAGAUUAUUUAAACCAUCGUAAAUAUCUAUGCAGGGACCCGUGUAAAACCAAGAACAUAGUCACAGCUACUGAUAGCCUGGCAGGGGGUAGAUUCUCUAUGAAUAAAAGAACGACUGAUAAUGGGGCUCAGAUUGUGAUUCGGAGUGUUCAAAAAACAGAUGCUGGAAUAUAUUGGUGUGCCAUUGAUUUCCCACAAGGGGCAGACAACUAUCAGAAACUCACUAUACUUGUUGUAGAACCAGAUCCAUCCCUGAUUAAUCAGACCGCCCCUACCCCAGCUGAUUUUGUUAGACCUAUAGAUGCUAUUGGAGUCCCCAGGGGAGUUCCUGACGAGUACAAAGCUAGAAAUCAAAUCACGGCAGGUAUUGCAUCCAUUUUCUGGAUGCCAACCCUUAAUAAAAAUGUGGAUUGGAUCAAUUACAUUUACUAUAAUCAGCAGAGGUUUAUUAACUACACUCAUGAUGCAAUCAAAGGUUUGGCUGAGCAAUUAGAUGCAACUAGCCUUAUGGCAUGGCAAAAUAGACUGGCACUAGAUAUGCUGUUGGCAGAGAAAGGGGGGGUCUGUGUUAUGUUUGGUGAUUCUUGUUGUACCUUCAUCCCUAACAACACCGCCCCGGACGGCUCAGUUACAAAAGCUUUGGAAGGUCUGAAGUCUCUUAGAGAGGAGUUGGCUGAGAAUUCUGGGAUUGACACCAGUAUGACUGCCUGGUUUGACUCUAUGUUUGGCAGAUGGAAAGUGUUUGCUGUAUCUCUGAUGUCCAGUUUGUUGGUUGUCAUAGGCCUUUUUGCUCUAUGUGGUUGUUGUAUAAUACCUUGUGUGCGCAGUUUGAUGGUUAAGGCCAUUGACAGAUCUGUUAACACCCAGUUCCUCAAUCUUGUGGCUACAGACCGCAACCCCACUCUCGCUCCUCUGCCGACUGACCUUUGGAGGCCCUGGGCAAGUCCAUCUGAUUUUGAUUUUGGUUCUGAUUCCAACUCUGAUGAUGCCUCGGUCAUAGUCUAA
Molecule: messenger RNA, 1902 nt
Organism: Hypomesus transpacificus
Lineage: Eukaryota; Metazoa; Chordata; Actinopteri; Osmeriformes; Osmeridae
Exons: 2
Coding region: 1-1902 (633 amino acids)
Source: RefSeq, a predicted model, not a curated record